AUGGCCAGACCACAUAAAGAAUCGGCGUCCGAGUCGGAAUCGAACAAAUACUCCAACACUUCUUCGACGGGUACAGGGACGAAGUCAUCACAGAAGGCAAAGACACAAGCGGCCAUUCAAGCACAGCAGCUUUUCCUUUCUAAGCAUAUCAACUCUAAUGGACCCCAAGAUCAGCCUAAGAUACAUCCGUUGGACUUUGAAAAGUUUGAUGAAGAAACGCUUGUCAGAUACAACAAGAAAUAUAACUUAAAUUUGCCCAAUCCUGUGAGCAUCAACAAUGAUAUUUUGAAUAGUGAAAUCGGCAAAAAGACGUAUUCCAAACGUAACAAAAGUAGAGCCACAUUUGGCGGCAUCACCAAACCAGAGAUGGCCAAUCACUUGAAGACACAUUUUAUGAACUUGCCUACUAAGGAAAAUGAGAUUCUCACCAACUUCUUGUAUAAGGUGAAGCACCAGGACAACGACUUCAAGUUAACAUUCAAGUGA
This is a messenger RNA of Scheffersomyces stipitis CBS 6054, 486 nucleotides long. RefSeq lists its product as uncharacterized. The transcript has a single exon. The coding region runs from base 1 to 486 and encodes 161 amino acids. Gene Ontology annotation, biological process: regulation of DNA-templated transcription. Lineage: Eukaryota; Fungi; Ascomycota; Pichiomycetes; Serinales; Debaryomycetaceae. Gene Ontology annotation, molecular function: protein binding; transcription coregulator activity. Gene Ontology annotation, cellular component: histone deacetylase complex. The record is from RefSeq and is a predicted model, not a curated record.